AUGGCGCGGCUCCUCAUUUGUACACACUUUCUAACGUUUAUAGCUGUUGCGUCGGCACAGGAUUACUACAACACACCAAGGAUUGGUUCACAGGACUUGGCGACUUGUUACAACAUCGAUGGGCAACCGCAAAGAUGUAUACCGGAGUUCGAAAACGCGGCGUUUAUGGUCCAAAUGGAGGCUACAAACACAUGCGGUGACAACGGCCCAAAGAUGUACUGCAUUCAGACCUCUGCCGGCAGUUCCUCUGGAACCAGAUCUUGUGACUUCUGUCAACCGAACCAGUUCUCGAGUGAAUACUUAACGGAUCUGCAUUACGAGCAAGACAACCAGACCUGGUGGCAGUCGGAAACCAUGAAAGAAGGCAUCCAGUAUCCAAAUCAAGUGAAUUUGACUUUGCACCUCGGAAAAGCCUAUGAUAUAACGUACAUCAGAAUUGUCUUCUACUCGCCAAGGCCACAAAGUUUUGCCAUUUACAAGAAAAGGGCAGAGGAGGCCGACUGGGAGCCUUAUCAGUAUUACAGCGCCUCCUGCCGCGACACGUACGGCGUGCUGGAGCAGCGGGCAGCGGACCUCGGCGCCGAAACCAGGGCUCUGUGCACCAGCGAGUAUUCGGACAUUUCGCCCCUGUCUGGCGGCAACGUCGUGUUCUCCACAUUGGAGGGCAGACCGUCCGGCUACACCUUCGAAAGCAGCCCCGAGCUUCAGGAGUGGGUAACGGCAACCGACCUCCGCAUCUCGCUGGACCGCCUCAACACGUUCGGAGACGAGAUAUUCGGAGACACCCAAGUGCUGCAGUCAUACUGGUACGCGAUCGCUGACGUAUCGGUCGGAGCACGCUGCAAGUGCAACGGGCACGCCUCCAUCUGCGACUCCAUCGAGAUGCCCGACGGCUCCAAAGCCAGAUCCUGCAGAUGCGAGCACAACACAGCCGGCCGCGAAUGCGAGAGGUGUCUCGAUUUCUACAAUGACGCUCCGUGGGGCAGGGCGUCCCCUAAUAACGUGCAUGAAUGCAAGGCUUGCAACUGCAACGGUUUCUCCAAUAAGUGCUACUUCGACAAGGAGCUCUACGAGCGCACGGGCCAUGGGGGCCAUUGUAUAGAUUGUGCCGAGAACAGAGACGGCGCCAAUUGCGAGCGGUGCAAGGAGAACUACUUCCAGGGAGCCCAGGACAUCUGUAUGCCAUGCAAUUGUAACCCUACUGGCUCCCGUAGUCUCCAGUGCAACUCAGAAGGCAAGUGCCAGUGCAAGCCAGGCGUUACGGGUGACAAGUGCGAUGUUUGCGCUCCCAACCACUUCGACUUCACUAACCAGGGAUGCAAACAAUGCGGCUGUAACGAAGCCGGCGCUUAUGCCAACACACCCCAGUGUGACCCACAGACAGGCAUUUGCCUUUGCAAGCAGAAUGUUGAAGGAAAGCAGUGCAGGGAAUGUAAGCCUGGAUUCUUUAAUCUGGACAUUGACAAUGAGUUUGGCUGCACACCCUGCUUCUGUUUCGGACACUCCUCCCAGUGCAGCUCCGCUCCAAAGUACCAAGCCAGCGAGCUCACAGCGCAUUUCAUCAGAGAUGCAGAGAAAUGGGGCGCUGAAGAUGAUCAAAGGAAACCUGCGCCAUUAUUGUUUAACGCCAACACUCAAAACAUAGCUGUUAAGUCUAAAGGAUCGGAGAUAGUUUACUUCACGGCCUCAAAACUUUUCCUCGGAGACCAGAGACCGUCUUACAACCAUGACCUCAAGUUUACCCUGCGGUUGGGUGAGGCCCGGGGCUACCCGUCGUCUCAAGAUAUUAUACUGGAGGGAGCCCGUGCUUCAAUAUCAACGAACAUUUACGGCCAGAGCAAUCCAGAGCCUUCCGAUCAGACACAAGAGUACACGUUCCGGCUGCACGAGGACCCGCGCUACGGCUGGAGCCCGACGCUGUCCAACUUCGAGUACAUGUCGAUCCUGCAGAACCUGACCGCGAUCAGGGUCAGGGGCACGUACAACAGGGGCGGCGAGGGCUACAUGACCAGCUUCAAGCUGGACACGGCGAACAUUGGCCGCGAGAAGGGCUCCGCGCCGGCGAGCUGGGUGGAGAAGUGCUCCUGCCCGAAGGCCUACGUGGGCGACUACUGCGAGGAGUGCGCGCCCGGCUUCAAGCACGAGCCGGCCAACGGCGGCCCCUACUCGGCGUGCAUACCGUGCGACUGCAACGGGCACGCGCACAUCUGCGACACCGCCACGGGCUUCUGCAUUUGCAAGCACAACACCACCGGCAGCAACUGCGAGCUUUGCGCGAAGGGUUUCUAUGGCAACGCGAUAGCGGGAACCCCCGACGACUGCAAACCGUGCCCCUGCCCCAAGGACAGCGGCUGCAUCCAGCUCAUGGACCAGAGCAUCGUCUGCACGGAUUGCCCAUUAGGGUACGCUGGGCCCAAGUGCGAGGUGUGCGCGGACGGCUUCUUCGGCGACCCCGCCGGCCAGCUCGGGCCGCCGAGGCCCUGCGGGGAGUGCCAGUGCAACGGCAACGUGGACUCGAACGCGGUCGGCAACUGCAACAGGACCACCGGCGAGUGCAUCAAGUGCAUCUACAACACCGCCGGCGAGCACUGCGACAAGUGUCUGAGCGGGUACUACGGAGAUGCUUUGGACCAGGCGAAGAAAGGCGACUGCAAGCCGUGCCGCUGCCACGAGGCCGGCACCUUGGAGAGUGCCGAAGGCCCACCCCAAUGUGACGGCCUCACCGGGCACUGCUCUUGUAGGGCACACGUCAUCGGCAAGAACUGCGAUAAGUGCGAGGAUGGCUAUUAUAACAUCGACUCCGGAGAGGGCUGUAUCCCAUGCCAGUGCAAUCUGGAAGGUUCCUAUAACGCCACAUGUAACCCAGUGUCUGGCCAAUGUUACUGUAAACCUGGUAUCGAUGGGAGGCACUGCGACCGCUGCCGCGCGUACCACUACGGCUUCUCGGGCGUGGGGUGCCGCGACUGUGACUGCGAUGAGUGGGGCAGCACCAACUACCAGUGCGACCUGGUGGGCCAGUGCUCUUGCCAGGAGAACGUCGAGGGGCGCCGCUGCGACAGAUGCAUGGAGAACAAGAAGCGUAGGGCCGACGGCCAGGGGUGCGAGGACUGCCCCCCUUGCUACAACCUGGUACUGGACGCGGUGAACGAGCACAGGCGAAAACUCAAGGAACUGGACGAGAUCCUGGCGAAGAUCUCGAAGGCGCCGACGGUUGUGGAGAACGCCGACUUCGAGCAGGAGUUGCAGCGCGUCAGGGGCGAGAUAGAGAGACUGGUCCAGGAGGCUGAGGCCGAGCUCGGCAACGGGCCAGGGUCCACCCUCACCAGCAACCUCGCCGAACUCGCCGACAGGCUGGCGGACGUGAGGAACAUGCUGUACAAGAUUGAGGACGAGUGCUACGAAGGAAACGAGUCUGUGGACAGGAGCAAGGGCAACGUCUCCAAGGCGGAGGACACCAUCGAAGCGGCCCAGAAGGAGAUCAACAGCGCCCUGGAGUACCUGGACGGUGAAGGGGCGGCGGCCCUCGCCAAGGCCCGCCACAGGUCCGACCAAUUCGGCAAGCAGUCGGUUGACAUGUCCGCCCUGGCGAAGGAGUCACGCCUGCUGGCGGAGAAGCUGGAGACGGAGGCGAGGAACAUUCGGGAGAUCGCCGAGAAGGCGUUCAACACGUCCCUGCACGCGAACAGGAUCGCGAAGGACGGGAUAAACAAGCAGGCGAACAUCAGCAACGAACUGCAGAUCCUCGCGAAUGAGCUGAACGCCGCAUCGGGCAAGCUGAGCAGCAUGGUGGAGCUGGCAGAGCAGGCCCUGACGAGGGCGAAGUCGGUGUACGACGACGCCCUGGGCCUCUACGCGGAGGUCAACACGACUCUGCUGCCCGAUAUAAAGCUCAGCAAGCUGCGACACGACUCUACGGAGAUGAAUAGGACGGUCGACGAAAAGGCGGCCGAACUGGAACAGCUGAUGAGCGGCAACGAGGAGACGCUGAACAACCUGGACGAGGCCAUCCGCAAGGGGAGGGACCUUUUGGACCAGGGCCACGACAGGCAGGACGAGCUCAAUGAUCUACUGGCGAAACUCGACGAACUACAAGCGCAGGCGAGGAACGACGUCGAACUGACUAAAGCGACGCUGAAGGACGCCAACGAAAUAUAUAAAACGCUUAAAGAGUUCAGCGAUCAGGUGGCGGAGUCCCGCCAGCUGGCGGAGCAGGCGGCCCUGGACGUGCCGGGGGUGCAGGAGAAGGUGGCGGCCGCGGAGAGGAGCAUCUCCAGCAUCAUCGAGGAGCUGAACACGGCCAGCGACAAGGCCAAGGACGCCCGGGAUCUGGCCCAGAAGGCGCAGAAGGAGUACGCUGACAAGGCGUCGGAGGCCGCGCACGAGAUAAGGAAAAAGGCUUCAACGUCACGCAUCGAGGCGGGGAAAUUGAGAGACGAGGCCGAUAAACUGUCAACCCGCGUGAAGGGGACCGCGAAACAGAUAGAGGAUCGCGAGAAACAGGCCAACGAGAAUAUGCAACUGACUCGCGACGCUAAAAUGAAGGUCGGACAAGCAAACACUGACGCGAGGGAGGCUGAGAAACAAGUCUCUAAAGGUCUGGAGGACCUUAAGGUGAUAAUGGACGAAUUGCAGAACCUACCAACGCUGGACGAUCAAGCAUUGGACAGACUGCAGGAGAGCCUGGAUAAAGCGGAGAGCGACCUACGGAAAGUGGACUUGGAUGGAAAGAUAAAGUCCUUGACGGAUGCGAAGAACAAUCACCAGAGGUGGAUGAAAAACUACCAGGACGAGCACGACCACCUGCGCACGGAGGUGGACAACAUCAAGGGCAUCCUGGACCAGCUGCCGGAGGGCUGCUUCAAGAGGAUCGUGCUGGAGCCGACCGAAGGGCCCAGUAGGCCGGCCAACUUCAGA
Molecule: messenger RNA, 4914 nt
Organism: Iphiclides podalirius (scarce swallowtail)
Lineage: Eukaryota; Metazoa; Arthropoda; Insecta; Lepidoptera; Papilionidae
Source: the annotation of a GenBank genome assembly